CAGCUUAACUGGGAAUGCCGUCGCGAAAAUGGACAUCCUAUUGAAGUAGCCACUCUCAUAUCUCGUAUUUGGCGACAAUGCCAGAAAGUGGAACCUACCAGCCAUUCCACACCAGCAACUCCGGAAGUACAUAGACCUACGGUAGAUGUAUCUUUCGUGAAUAAUCCAGAGCUGUCGGAUAUCCGAUUUACGGUCGAGGGCGAAAAUGUGUAUGCUCAUCGUAUUAUGCUUUACAAUGCUUCUGAACGAUUCAAAGAACUCCUGAGAACUCCAAAGGGAAACAUCGACAUCACUGACGUCUCUCACAGCACUUUCUUGGCGAUGUUACACUACAUCUACACCGGAGUCAUUCCGGAACUAUCCGUACAAGCGUUAUGCUGUUUAUAUGCUGCUGCCGAAAUAUAUGUGAUACCAGCAUUAUGUGCUGCAAUUUUGCGUGAUCUCGGACGGAUUCUUUCACCCCAAAAUGCUGCUUAUAUUUAUCAGUUUGCCAUCGUAAGUCUUCUAAAUAUCCUGGAAAAUACAUGA
This is a messenger RNA of Cylicostephanus goldi, 528 nucleotides long. The record is from the annotation of a GenBank genome assembly. NCBI's taxonomy places the organism in Eukaryota, Metazoa, Nematoda, Chromadorea, Rhabditida, Strongylidae.